Messenger RNA from Anopheles gambiae (African malaria mosquito), 723 nucleotides. RefSeq lists its product as uncharacterized. Bases 121 to 615 code for a protein of 164 amino acids. The transcript is spliced from 2 exons. NCBI's taxonomy places the organism in Eukaryota, Metazoa, Arthropoda, Insecta, Diptera, Culicidae. The record is from RefSeq and is a predicted model, not a curated record.
UAUAAAACAAGAUCACCAGCGUUGAGGAUGAUCCACUUUGUGUUUGACCGCCCGGCACGGUAGCCACAUUCGAAGGGGCUUUUCUCUCUGAAGACACACAGCCGCCCAUCACAAGAAACCAUGCAGCUCUUUGUAACCGUUUUGUUGUGUGUUGUCGUUACAAACUGUGCGGCACACUCCACCAACCUGGCACUCUUCACACCGUACGUACCGGUACACCCGCUCGAUGAAGGAUACUUCCCGCGGACCCGCUAUUUCGAGAACGUGGAAACGGGCCUUCUACAGGAACAUCCGAUUGUGCGCUUUCCCGACACUACGCACUCACAUCCUUACUUUCCCACGGAACCACUGCUACACUUCCCACACCAACAGUCGCUCCCACAGCAACACUUUCACCAGCCCACCCAACACCAGCAGGAUCUGUUCCUGCCCGACGAUCGGUACCUAAGCUUUAUCGCUCCAUCCUCGCCGCUCGUUGCGUACGUCCCGGUGCACCGUGGUAAGCCGGGCCCCUGGGCAGUGCCGAACGUGUUCAUCAAGGGCCAGGGCUACAGCACCAACCACUACGUUGCACCGGCGCUCAUGAAGAAGGUUCUCGCACAGGACCCACGCUAAUGCCUGAAAGCUUCUCAAACAAAUCAACGCAAAUCAGUUACCAGCCAGUGUUGUGUUCCGGUGGGAGAGUUCUGCGAGAAAUACAGCUGUUUAUUGACUAAGUUUUAA